UCCAUCCUCUCGUAAAGCCGAGGAGUCAACAGAGAUUGCAAUCGAGCGCCAAGCUUUCUUCUGUGGUCGAGAUGGAGACUGGCGUCGAUCAACCGCAGCAACAAAAUUAGGGUUAGGGUUUUUAAAAAAGGAGGAGGAAAAAAGAUCAAAUCCGUGGACUGCCGAAACCAGCUCCGAAUUUGGAAGAAUUUCGAAGCUCAGACUUCGAUGUAUCCUCUCAUUGAUCGUCGGAAAGGGUUGGGAUAAAUCCUCCCUGUACAUUGUUACUUUUCUUAGGAGGCUGCUCAUUGCAACACAUACUAUACAAAUAAGGAUGAGUUUCGCACAUAAAGGUCUGGAGAAGAGCAAGGUAGCAUCAAGCAAGUUUACAACAUUAAAUCCUAAUGCAGCAGAGUUUGUUCCAUCUGCUCUCCGAUCCACACACGAAACCAAGGGUGCAGAUUCUAGCAGAGUAGAUUCUGCACAAACCUCAGGGAAAGUAAUUCUUGGACGCUCCGAAUCCUCUAUUUCAAAUAACUCUGAUGAUGAACACCAGUACUUGUGCCGUCAGCUUCCUGAUGAUAUUACUCCUGACUUCAAGGCCAUGGGAGAAGAUGAAGUACCAAGCCUAGGACACCGCUCACUUGCAGGUUUAUCAAUACAUGAACCAACAUCAUUUUCUGUAUCAGUGCAUGAGAGAUUCGGUACACGGCAUGGUAGAACUACUAUUAAUACCAAUGAUCUCUUAUUGAGUGGGAACAUGGGAUAUUCUGGCUCUGAUCAGUCACCGUCUGCUCGCUUUGCUUCAGUUACCAAUUCCUGGGGCAAACAAUUUAUAAAUGGAGGUCAACAAUUUACUCGAGGAAUGAGGAGAAUGGAAGAGCAACACUACAAUGGAGAAUCCAGUGCUAAUUUUCUGAAUAACAUGCUAGAUGACCAGGCUGUCAAAGAGCAUACUGCAAUUGAGCAGGUGGAGUUUUUAUCAUCACAAUUUCCUAGCUUUUCUUCUGAGAGCCUUGCAGAGAUGCACUAUGCAAAUGGAUGUGAUUUGAAUGUGACAAUUGAGAUGCUUAGUCAGCUUGAGCUUCAGGGAGAUGGCGGGUUGAGUAAGAACCUGUACUCAAAGUCCGUGAGUGCUCCCAGCUUGAGCAAACUAGACUUCCAGUCACUUUCAGUGGCAGAAGCUCGGAGUGGGCUGUCAAACUACACUGGAGAUUUUCACCAAGUUCCUGAGCCAUAUAGAUCAACUUCCAGUGUAUUUCGAGGGUCUACAGAUUAUGUAUCUACUGCUAGAAAAAAUUCAUCCCUAGAUAGUAGUAACUGGAAACCUGGCAGGAAUGGUAAUCCAGAUGGCAUUAUCAGCUCAAGUAGAAGUGCACAACUCAUUGCCAACCCAUCAUACAAUGGCCACGGAAAACUUCUCUAUGGAAACAAGUCUCCAAGUCUAGAUGCAUCUUGGACAGCUCCAAUUUGUCUCGAGACCGGAGAAGCAGUGGCAAAUAUGUAUUCCGAGUCGAUGGAGGAAGCUCGUGAUCUUGCACGGCUUCGAGAUGCAUGCUUGGAGCAGGCAAGUCAAGCAUAUCUGAUUGGUAACAAGGCUCUGGCAAGGGAACUGAGUGAGAAGGGGCAGUUUUACAACAUGCAGAUGAAAGCUGCUCAACUGAAAGAUGGUGGCCCAAUUUAUCAUAAGAGAGAUCCGAUCUCUUAUGAGCUCCAGGGCUACAACCGAGGAGGGCAAGACCGUGUUAUUGACCUCCAUGGCCUUCACGUAAGCGAUGCCCUACACGUGCUGAAACAUGAGCUCAACAUCCUAAAGAGCACUGUACGCUCCUCAGGACAGCAGCUCCAAGCAACAAUCCUUUUGGUUACCGGGCAUCAUACUAGUGGUACUCGUGUCUCACCGAGGCUGCCAAUGGCUGUAGAACAAUUUCUCUUGGAUGAAGGCCUUCCAUAUACUCAGUCUCAACCUGGUCUUCUUCAUGUUGUGAUAUAUUGACACCGCAAAAAGAUUAAAAAAAAAAAGAAAAAGAAAAAGAAAAAGAAAGAAAAAUUAAAAUCACACACUUCAAUUCUUGUAUCUGUGUAUAUGAGAGUUAGACAGGGAAGAGGAAGCCAACACAACUGUGUUUAUGUGGAACAGAAAAGCAAUGUAAUGUUAGGACAGGCAGAAUGCUUACAUACCGUUGUAGAUUUCUGUUGCCUUUUUAUAUUCUUUUAGUAUAUUCUUUUUGAUCUCUCAACUUUGUUGGUCGAGGAAGAUUAUUUGUUCAGUA
Molecule: messenger RNA, 2252 nt
Organism: Asparagus officinalis (garden asparagus)
Lineage: Eukaryota; Viridiplantae; Streptophyta; Magnoliopsida; Asparagales; Asparagaceae
Product: polyadenylate-binding protein-interacting protein 7-like
Exons: 6
Coding region: 314-1975 (553 amino acids)
Source: RefSeq, a predicted model, not a curated record